AUGGAUCUAAUGACAUGUGUCAUAAACAGACAAAUCUUGGGAUUUGCUUUCGUGAACAAUUCAAGAAUCAAUGGGAUAACAUCACUCAACAGUAAAGUGGGACACUUCGACUUCUUCUUCGUCCAUCACUUCAACGUUAGUGACGUCACAAUAACAGCUCCCGGUGAUAGCCCAAAUACCGAUGGUAUCAAGUUCGGAUUCUCUAGCAACAUUCACAUCUCUAACACACUCAUCGGUACCAGACACGACUGUAUCGCCACUCUUUCUGGAAACACUAACAUGGAUAUUUCUAACGUCAAAUGUGGUCCCGGGCAUGGGCUUAGUGUCGGAAGCUUGGGGAAGAACCAAGACGAGAAGGAUGUUACCGACCUAACGUUCAGAGACAUACACAAUCGAUGGUAUUCAAAUCAAGACUUGGGAAUCUCAGCUUCGAAGAUCAUUGUUUCUGACUUUGUGCUCGAGAAUAUUCAAAUGAUUAAUGGAGUUUCUCACGUUCAGAUACAAGACCUUAAGUUAAAGAAUAUAUAUGGGACGUCGAUGAACAAAGUGGUAGUGAACCUACAAUGCAGCAAGAGCAUUCCGUGGAAGAAUGUAGAGCUAAUUAACAUUAACAUAGAGCAUAAUGGAGUUGAUGAUGGUCCUUCCACUGCAGUGUGA
Messenger RNA from Thlaspi arvense, 657 nucleotides. NCBI's taxonomy places the organism in Eukaryota, Viridiplantae, Streptophyta, Magnoliopsida, Brassicales, Brassicaceae. The record is from the annotation of a GenBank genome assembly.